This is a messenger RNA of Microcebus murinus (gray mouse lemur), 5085 nucleotides long. RefSeq names its product tubulin tyrosine ligase (gene TTL). Gene Ontology annotation, cellular component: spindle microtubule. Gene Ontology annotation, molecular function: tubulin-tyrosine ligase activity. Gene Ontology annotation, biological process: microtubule cytoskeleton organization; protein modification process. Lineage: Eukaryota; Metazoa; Chordata; Mammalia; Primates; Cheirogaleidae. The record is from RefSeq and is a predicted model, not a curated record.
CCACUCGGGCGGACCGCGGGCGCCAGCGCGGCGCCGCCGGGACCGAAGGCGCGGCCAGCCGGCGCGGGGCGGGCCGGAGCGCAGCGCGGGCGCCCGGGCGGGGUCCAGGCUGAGCAGGCGCCUCGGCCCGCUGGUCCCUGCAGCGGCUGCCUGGGCGGCCCGGGCGCGCGGCCCUUCGCCAUGUACACCUUCGUGGUGCGCGACGAGAACAGCAGUGUCUACGCCGAGGUCUCCCGGCUGCUUCUCGCCACCGGCCACUGGAAGAGGCUGAGGCGAGACAAUCCCAGGUUUAACCUGAUGCUGGGAGAGAGGAACCGGCUGCCCUUCGGGAGACUGGGUCACGAGCCCGGGCUGGCGCAGUUGGUGAAUUACUACAGGGGGGCUGACAAACUGUGCCGCAAAGCUUCCUUAGUGAAGCUAAUCAAGACAAGCCCAGAACUGGCUGAGUGCUGCACAUGGUUUCCUGAGUCUUAUGUGAUUUAUCCAACUAAUCUCAAGACUCCAGUUGCUCCAGCGCAGAAUGGAAUCCAGCCACCGAUCAAUAACUCAAGGACAGAUGAAAGAGAAUUCUUCCUGGCUUCUUAUAACAGAAAGAAAGAGGAUGGAGAGGGCAACGUCUGGAUCGCAAAGUCAUCAGCUGGUGCCAAAGGUGAAGGCAUUCUCAUCUCCUCAGAGGCCUCAGAGCUUCUCGAUUUCAUAGACAACCAGGGCCAAGUGCACGUGAUCCAGAAAUAUCUUGAACGCCCUCUGCUUCUGGAACCGGGUCAUCGUAAAUUUGACAUUCGAAGCUGGGUCUUGGUGGAUCAUCAGUAUAAUAUCUACCUCUAUAGAGAGGGUGUGCUUCGGACUGCUUCAGAACCAUAUCAUGUUGAUAAUUUCCAAGACAAAACCUGCCAUUUGACCAAUCACUGCAUUCAAAAGGAGUACUCAAAGAACUAUGGGAAAUAUGAAGAAGGGAAUGAAAUGUUCUUCGAGGAAUUUAAUCAGUACCUAACAAGUGCUUUGAACAUUACCCUAGAGAGUAGUAUCUUACUACAAAUCAAACAUAUAAUAAGGAGCUGCCUCCUGAGCGUGGAGCCUGCCAUCAGCACCAAGCACCUCCCUUACCAGAGCUUCCAGCUCUUCGGCUUCGACUUCAUGGUGGAUGAGGAGCUAAAGGUCUGGCUCAUUGAAGUCAACGGCGCCCCUGCUUGUGCUCAGAAGCUUUAUGCAGAACUGUGCCAGGGCAUCGUGGACAUAGCCAUAUCCAGUGUCUUCCCACCCCCAGAUGUGGAACCGCCGCAGGCCCCACCAGCCGCCUUCAUCAAACUGUGACAGAGGGGUGCUCAGAGCUGCCUUGGAAAAAGCCCAGGGUCCUGCUCCGGGGGACAGUGAAGUGACUGGAUCGCUCGUUAUCAAGCCAAAGCGAGGGGGAAGAAAGGCAACUCGCAAAGAUGGGACGGAACAGAGCGUGUGAGCAGAGGAGGUGACUCCCGGAAAGCGGGGUGCUCGGGGAGUGACCCAGGUGGAGCUCUCAACAAUGCUGCUGAGACUUCUGAAAACUGAAGAAAAUGUCUCUGAGGGGAGAGCAACAUAUUCUUCUAAGGGGAAAAAACCAGGGAUUUGGUUAUUUUAUGUUCUCAUCCCUUAAAACAACCUAGGUACCCAAAGGCAGCCUUGGGAGCAAAACCCCCUCCCCACUCCCUGGGGAUCGCAGGCCGCCAGGACCUCUGGUCGGUGCCCCCACCUGCUACAGCCCUAGUGCCUUAGCUCCGUGCCCGCCGCAGCCCCGCUGUUCUGGGACAUGGAGUGGACAUCAGAGCAUCUUGGAGGUUGCCCGUGUGUUCCCCACUCGUCCUUCACGACAGUCUGCCCCCUAAACUCUGGACAAGCAUGCACCAACAGUCCUUAGUUUCGUGCUGCGCACCAGCCUCUCGGCAAAGGCGGUUUUCCUCCUCACCUUCCUGAUGGCGUGUGGUCAGUCGCCUGUCAGGGUUCGUGUGGGUCAGGCCCCAAUAUGGCAAACUGCUGCUCUAGGUCUGCUCUCUGCAUGUUUUAGAAACAAGAGUGGCAAGUCUGCCCUGAACCUGUAAGCAUCAAAUAGCAUGAGAGAGAAAAAAAAACCAUAUCUUGCUUUACUUAAAUAGGUUGGGUGUGGUGGGUCUUUGAAAAUAUGAUGAUUCUCAAUUAUCUUUGUUUUAACCAGAAUUCUAAAUGCAGCUUUGCGAAUUUCCCUUGACUUUUUUUUUUUUUUUUAAUUUUGUAGAAAACUUUUCUGGGAGUCAGGAGAAAGGAGAAUUCCAAUCUCCAUUCCCUAGCCCCUUCAAGUGGCCCUGCCCCAGACACAGGUAGCUUGCCCCCUUUUUGUUCUCCUUGUGCUCCAAGCACCUUCUGCAGGAGUGGAGGGGCAGGUUUUGUUCCAGGAAGGGUUCUGUGCCUGCCUGUACCUGCAGGUGUCAGGAGAGUGUAUGUAUGUCGUGCCUACAUGGAAGAGUCUUCUAAAAUGGGAGAGAAGUGGUUUUGGAGUUCCAUGCAGUGUCUUGUGAGUCCCAACAAACGUGUACUGUGCCAUGUGGCUUCCAUGUACUGGAUGGACUAAUAUACUUUGUAGGCUUUUCAGGAGACCACCUUACUAGUAAUGGGAAGAACAAGAUGUCAUUUGUGUUUGAUGCAAACUGAGUAAACAGGUCCUUCUUAUAGUCUCCCGGAAAUCACAGCAGACCCGUUGACAACUGCACUCCAUCCCAGAACAUGGUGAUUCUUUCUCUGUGCAUAUGUGUGCUCCAUUAUUCGUUUCUCCUUGGCACUAGAAAACAUCUCUGCAGUCAGGUGAGACUUUCACAAAAAAGAAGGAAAAGCAAUACUUCCUUGAACAUGAUGAUAAUGUGAGAGCUUACAGUGAGGAGAGGGGUAAUGAUAGACAUUAUUUAAUGGGUGCAGCAAUGGGUGAUAGGAUGUGAGGGUGUUGCCUUGGGGUUAAGUGGAGAAGGACCCAACUAGGUUGGUUCUCAUGGGAAUUUGGAAUUACAAAAUAAAAGUCCUGGUGGUUGCCCAGAAUACGGAUUUUUAAAAGUUUACAUCUAGAGCAAAAUAAAACAGUCAUUGGUAAUUGUGAAUCCUGGAGGCCCAACACAGUUGAUGGGUUAGUGUUUUGAAACUUCUGAGAAGGGAAUGAGGUCUGAUCAGAUCAUGGGAAGAUGCGUGCCCAUUUAGAAAGUGUGGGGUACUGGGUCCUUGGCAAGGCUGAGUGGGCUGGCAACGGGAAAGCAUGGACUUCUUUGUAAUGGCGUCACAUGCUAACACAGAUUUGUAAUCAUCUUUUGGACCCAAAUUACAGGGACAUUCAAAAGUUUUCUAACCUUUAUAGUGACAGAGCUAAGGAUCCAGAUGUUAGGAAGCCUAUGAAUCUUGAUGGAUUUCCUAAGAAACCUGAAUCAAUAGCAUAUAUGUGAGGGAGUAAGACUUUAGAAAAAAACAAAAAGUUACACUUCAUUCCUCAUGGGACUUCAAAUAACUAUUUUUUACACAUAUUUCUUAUUUAAAAUAUUUUUGUUUAUUUUUUAAUUUUAUUUCUUUUUAUUUAUUUCUUUUUUCCUUUUAAAGAUGAGUUCUUGCUUUGUCACCCAGGCUGAAGUAUAGUGACUAUUCACAGCUGAGAUCAUAAUUCACUGCAGCCUUGAACUCCUGGGCUCAAGUGAUCCUCCAACCUCAGCCUCCCCAGUAGCUGGGACUAUAGGCAUGAGCCACUGCACCUGGCUUUACACAUUUAUUUCUGAUUAGGUGGGAUGGUUGGCUCAGAACUCUUCUAUACCUUCCUAUGGUGUCCUUGGCACAGAUGGCCAUGCCUGGCUCCCUGUCAGGCUUCACACUUUCAGUGGAAGCAUGGAAGUGCUGCCAGCUGCUGGAGAAGGAGGCAUUAUUUAUUUGGAAAUGCUAAUUCCAAUCUCGGCUCUGUCAUUCGACUGCACAGUAGCAGAUGAACUCGUUAACCUCUCUGUGCCUUAGUUUCUUAGCUCAUGGAAGAGAUCAUUGCCUGACCCGGGGACUACCUCAGGGGCUUUUACUGAGGGUAAAUGAGAGUGAGUGCUCCUGUAUUAGUUCUAGGAAGAAGACAAAAACGAAAGACCAAAAGAAAAGAGAAGACUCAAGAGCCUUUAAUACCAAGAUUCUCAAUACUGACUACAUGCUGGAAUCACUUGUGAAGCUUUUAAAAAAUGCUGCCCAUACUUUUCCCCUCUCCCCACCACUGGCCAGUUAAAUCAGGACCUCAGACAGCAAUCUGUCUUAAGAUGCCUUGAACCAUAGCUUGAGAAAGAAUGAAAAACACAUUAUUACCUUGGAAGAACUGCAUACAGCUUAUGGCUUUUAAAAAAUCCUUUUUGGAAACACAGUCAUUUUGUUAAGAAUCACCAGAUGUUGACAUAUAUAUUCGUGGAACAAGCAAGUGUGAUCUAGGCAGGUUCUCUAUUUGCUUCUCAUCCCAGCAUUUGGCAACCCCAACAUGCUUUCAUUUACAUAAACAGUUUAUGAAGCUUUGACAACAAAUGUAAACAGAUAUGAAAUUAUAAAUCUGCUAAAAAUGUAUUAAGUUUAUUAAUCAAUUAUUGAGAGAAAAGCCCCUUCCCUCAUUCCUAUGGCAAUUAUAAAUCCGUUUUACCAAGAACAUUUAAGUGCCUCAGUGUUGUCUGAUUUAGUGGAGCAGGUGCUGGCGAACUUACCAGCUGACACCAUGUUUCACUAGCUCUUCAGGAUGGUUACUAUUAUAUACACACAUGGAACAUCUGGGAGUGCCGGAAAUGCACUGGGAUCGACAGAACCAGCAGGUGGCAGUGAAGCUACGAAGCAUGUUUCAUUAGCAGUUGAGGUUGUGUCAAGCUGGGGCGAUCCAGACCUGUAGUGGGUGUGGUGAGGGGCUCUACUAGCAAAAACAGGGCGCCAGAGUGGGUUCUGUGUAGCAUGUGGGUGCUGUAGAGAAAAUUCAGUGAUAUACAUGUCUCUGAUCCUGGAUACAGAAUCUGUACUGAAGAGGAAAUGACUUCUGAAAUACAGCAAUUUUAUGAAUGUUUAAUAUGCCUGGAGCAUUAAAGUAAAGUAAUGAUAUUUCAA